Messenger RNA from Dichotomopilus funicola, 3522 nucleotides. RefSeq lists its product as uncharacterized. The record is from RefSeq and is a predicted model, not a curated record. NCBI's taxonomy places the organism in Eukaryota, Fungi, Ascomycota, Sordariomycetes, Sordariales, Chaetomiaceae. Bases 1 to 3522 code for a protein of 1173 amino acids. The transcript has 2 exons.
AUGACGACCAAGGCGAAGACACACCCGCUCAAUGGGAUGCACACGGCGGGCAUCUUCUCUGAUAUGAGCGUCGAUGGGCCGGAGAUUGGGACGCUAGUGCUUGUGAUCGACCGCGCAAAGAACCUGCCCAACCGCAAGACCAUUGGCAAGCAGGACCCCUACUGCGCUGCGAGACUUGGAAAAGAAGCGAAGAAGACGACAACAGACAUCCGCGGCGGGCAGACUCCGAAAUGGGACCAGGAGCUCCGGUUCACAGUGCACGACUCGCCCGACUACUACCAGAUUAAGGUUUCGGUAUUCAACGACGACAAGAGAACGGAACUGAUCGGCGAGGCAUGGAUUGACCUGCGCGACAUCGUGGUGCCCGGCGGUGGACAGAGUGACCAGUGGCAUCAGCUUGCUUGCAGGGGCAAGUAUGCCGGUGAGGUCCGUAUCGAGGUCACGUACUACGACAACCGGGCGAAGCCCGAGAAAGCUGUUGUCAAGGCGAAACCGCCCGUGGCAGCCGAGCCCGAGCAGAUCCAGAGCGCUCCUGCGCCGGCGGCCCCGGGUACGGCUGCUGGACCAAGACCGGUACCCAAGCGUCGCCCGUUGCCUUCAGACCCGGUCACUGGCAAGACCCCUGCACUUCCCUCACCCGUGGCCCCCGAGGUCGAGACACCACCACGACCACAACCGAACCCGGCGCCUGCCGCACACCAGCAGAUAGAGUACAAUCAGGUCUCGGCCCCGGCGGCUGCUCCACUUCCAGCUCCAGCCCCGGUACCCGCGCCGCAGCACUACAAACAACCACCGCAGGACCGUGGUGUUGAGCUUGGGACACCCUCUCGUCGUCAAGACGUGCCUAGUCAGCAGUACCGCACACCUGAGAGGCCCGAUCAGUACCCCCCGCAACAAGAUCCCGGAUACCGUCCGCACCCACAACAGCAGCAGCAGCAGCAGCUCGUGUAUGAUCCCCGACAUGGGAACGCUCAUGAGCACCUGGCUGAGCCACGGGCAAUGGAGGACGACCGGCCACCGCCCCCACCAGCUCAUAGGAGCAGGGCCGGGAGCAACCCGUCUGCCAAUGCGCCUUUUCAGGCCACACCACCGACGAUGCGACAGGACGUGCUGCGACACGAGGCCCACCGCAAUUCAGUCUCGGGGAGCUACCCUGGCCGACCGACGUACAAGGCCUACGACUCGGCCCCACCUUCGCUCCCAUCGAGUCAGUAUCCGACGCCAGAACAAGGGCAGCCGUCGAGGCACUAUUCGUACGACCCGGCUUACGAGCCGCAAAGGACCAUGCAGGCUACCGUCGAGGAUGUGCCUGAGUCGCCCGAGUCCUCAAAUAACCCGCGGAGGUCCUCGGGUCGCUGGCCUAUCUCGCAACCUCAACCACCAACCCAGUCACAGUCAUAUUCGCAGCCCCAGCCACCAGCUCAGUCGCAGCCGUACUCGCAGUCACAACCCCAGCUGGAUCGGGACCGGGAAUACGACCUGACGGCGAGCCCUGCGCCACUUGCGCUCUCCAGCCGGAACAGCAACGAAGCAGUACGCUACCCGCCAGAGCCGCGGUAUCAAGGCACCAACGGAUAUCAGGCAGCAGCCCCGGAGAUGCCGCAGAGGCAGUCGCCGGACUAUGCUCCGAAUUACGGCAGACACUCUGAAUCCUCUCUGCCACUGCAUAUCCCGCACUCUGAGCAGCGUGCCCUGACGUACCGGGGCGAAGACGAGGCAGUUGGCUAUUCCCCGGCACCGGCCCCGGUCCCGGCCGCACUCGUUCCGGGCAUUGACCCGGCUGUUGCUCAAGAAAUCUCGGACCGUGCCCACCACGAGAGAAGACAGUCGUUCGCUCAGCCUCGGGGCUACUCUCAGGCGCUGGUGGAGACACAACCGAGAGGGAGGACCAUGAACGACCGGUACAGCCAGGAUGUUGUUCCGGCAUACAACAACGGCAACACGGGGACUCAUGGUAGGGCGGCGCACACUUACACCAACGGCCCUUCGACAUCGAGUGUAAACGUGGUGAUCAAGUCCCGCGCAUACUCCCCGAAUCCCGCGCGGGACCCGAGCCCGAAUCCGCACCACACGAUCCGGCGCAAGUCCGUUAGCCCCCGACCGCCGGUUGACCCGCGCAAGAUCUCCGGCAUUCCCUUUGGGCCCGACUCGUACGAUGCCAUCAACCCACACGCGUCCACGGCCGCGGUUCGGGAUGAAGCGUCUUUACGGCCUGACUAUAGCGAGGCCACGGGAAAGAUCAUCACACACGACGGCCGCGAGGUCGAUCCAUCAGACCAUCUCCCCGUCGAGAGUUGGGCGCCCGAGCCAGAGCCGAAGCCACCGUCUUCCAACUCGGCAUCGGCCCGCCCAUCUCCAGCUGGCCCGCAGCCGGCUCCCACAUCAGGUCGUCGACCGCUCCGCGUCGCCGGGCGGACGCAGUCCAUGCUCCCUUCUGCGUCGUCUUCCUCGGCCAUCACCUUCUCGGGCGGUAUAACAGAUCACGUCGAGCCCGUGAGCUCCGGACAUCGGAACCGGCUGCAGAAAAAGGCAGGCUACCGCCAGUCCACCUCGGCCAUCGUACCCAUCAUGUCGGGCGCCAACGGUCCCGGGGUUACCACCUCCAGCAGCAGCGGUAACGGCCCCAACCUUCUUAGAAAGAGCAGCGGCGCCAGCGGCCACAGCAUGGAACCACCCUCCCACCACGACAACAACUUCUCCUCUCAACGCGGAACCAUCACCCGCGCCUCAACCUUCGACAACUACACUAGCGACCGUGACCCCUACGCCGCACCAUCCCACCAUUCCACAUCCUCCUCCUCCGCCGCAGCCAUCUACGGCACCUCCCCCGGUAGCCAACGCCACCACCACCAGCAACACAACUCCUACAACUCAUCCUCCCACAACUCCCACCUCCGCGGCGUCAGCCCCGGUCGCGGACCAAGUCAUCACCAUCACCAACACCCCCACCACAACCCCUACCCCGCUCAACAAAACCAAUACAGCCGCAGCACGGGCAAUCUCCACUCCGCCAUGGGCAGCAUCAGCAGUAGUGGCAGCGGUCCACCCAUCCCAGCUAAAAUCCCCCUUGCGCUGCCGCCGCCGGGGUCGUCAUCAUCUGAUACUGGCGGGAGUAUGAGUGGUGCGCUGCAGUUGCAUAGUAGCAGUGUGGCGCGACGCGCGGGGAGUGGGAUUGAUGAUGGGUAUGGGUAUGGGGGGGAGUAUGAUCGUGGUCGAGAUGGGGGUCGCGGGAGGGAUAUGGGGGAUGAUGGGUAUGAUGGGUAUAGUGAUCAGUAUGGGUAUGGUGGUAGCAACGGUGGCGGGGGCUAUCGCGGAAAAGGAGGAGGAGGUGGUGGAGGGGGGAUGUUAUCGUUGGAAGAGGAGUUUAGGCAGAUUGAUAUUGGGACGGGGAGGUCGUCGAGGAGACAUGGGCCUCAUCAUGGUGGGGGUGGGUUGCCGUCGCAGCAUGGGUAUCAUGGACAUGGGGGGCCUGGGCAGCAGCAGCAGCAUUAUGGGGGGGUUUAUGGGCAGGGGGGGUAUUAA